AAACCCCAAUUCAACAAUGGAUGUCUCCUCCUUCAUUAUAUCCCCUUUCCACACUCAAUUCACUUCUCAACUUUAAAAAUUGAAACCGCAUCCCUCAUUUUCUCUCAUUCACCCAAUGGCUGCUACGGCUUCUGUUUCCUCUUCUAUCUGCAACAGAAUAUACAACCUUUCCUUCACACACCCUUCCCUUUCACUCACCAGCAGCAACUUCCCUCAAAGACCCGUAUCUCAAAAACCACUCAGUCUCAACCUCGAGUCCCAAAGUUUCGCUCUUUCCUUUCUCCCACUUCACCGUCUUCCCCCACCUUUCGCUGCCUUUGAUGGGUUGGAAGUAGCUCAAGAUACCACAGAGUCCCAACAAGACGAACCAGAACCAGAAACCGUUGAAAAAACAGAACAAGAGGAAGAGCAAAAGGUUUCAGACUCCAAUGAUGCUGGGAGGCUCUAUGUUGGAAACUUGCCAUAUUCAAUCACUAAUUCCGAAUUGGGCGAGCUCUUUGGAGAAGCUGGCACCGUGGCGUCUGUUGAGAUUGUGUAUGAUCGUGUCACGGAUAGAAGCAGGGGAUUUGCAUUUGUUACAAUGGGGAGUGUUGAGGAUGCUAAAGAGGCAAUUCGAAUGUUUGAUGGCUCUCAAGUUGGUGGUAGGACUGUUAAGGUAAACUUCCCAGAGGUACCUAAAGGAGGGGAAAGGUUGGUAAUGGGGUCAAAAAUACUGAACAGCUACAGAGGCUUUGUAGACAGCCCUCACAAGAUCUAUGCUGGCAACCUAGGCUGGGGAUUGACCUCACAGGGUCUUAGGGAAGCUUUUGCUGAGCAGCCAGGCGUAUUGAGUGCCAAGGUCAUCUAUGAGAGGGACAGUGGAAGAUCUCGAGGUUUUGGGUUUGUUUCUUUUGAAACUGCCGAAUCUGCACGGGCUGCUUUGGACAUCAUGAAUGGUGUGGAGGUACAAGGUCGGCCCUUGCGGUUGAAUUUGGCUGAAGCAAGGACACCUUCAUCUCCUCCAGUAAUUCAGAAAAAUGUAGGAAGCAAUGUUGAAAGUUCGGAAUUGGUGUCUAGUGCCAGCACAUAAGGAAAUAUGAUCUAUCAAAAUUUUGCCCGCAAAAUGCAUGUCAUUCAGCUUCUUCCUGAAAGGUUUUCUCUUGGCAAAUUUCCUGUCAAUUGCUAGUCACAUUGGUAUACACUAACUAGACCUUCAGGCAGUUGAGAAAUAUACUUGUUAUUGAACAAAUAUUGAACAUAUCUAUAAGGGGUCGAUGUUAGUUACAGUUUGUAAUUAUGAAAGUCUAGCUUUCACAGUUUGGUGAACUAAUAAUUCAUUCAAGUGAUAAUUCUUUUAAGUCCUAA
Messenger RNA from Glycine soja, 1344 nucleotides. Its product is annotated as 33 kDa ribonucleoprotein, chloroplastic. The record is from RefSeq and is a predicted model, not a curated record. The transcript is spliced from 4 exons. Bases 116 to 1069 code for a protein of 317 amino acids. Lineage: Eukaryota; Viridiplantae; Streptophyta; Magnoliopsida; Fabales; Fabaceae. Gene Ontology annotation, cellular component: cytosol. Gene Ontology annotation, molecular function: mRNA binding.